AUGUUCUUCAGCUUGCUCACGCUCGCCGCGGCUACUCAUACCCUCGUCAGCGGCGCACCUGUCCUCAACGCGACCAUUCCCUCCAUAACCGACAAUGUGGUGACUAGCGAAGCGGCAUCUUCGGUCAUUGUCCUAAACCCGUCCAGCUCACUCUCGGUCGCGGUAUUGGUAAGCUCAUCGGAGACUAGCACGUCCCUGGCCCCUACCAUCACUGGUGCGAGCUCGGUCGAAUCCACUCCUCUUCCUCCAUCUCAGCAGAGUGAGAUCUCGGUGCCUUCGGGAACAGUCGUCAACUCGGCCAGUCUCCCCAUUUCCACCUCGGCCAACUCCACCGGGCUAUCCACUUCCACGUUCGCCAACUCUACCGGUCUUCCUGUCUCUGUCGCUACCAACUCCACCGGUCUCCCUGCUCCUACCUCCACGGGUCUCGACGCAAACUCAACUGUCAACGGAACGUCCACUACCCUCUCUUGCUGGAUCACGACAACGGUCUCGUCAGGGAUAUCGGCCAACUCGACCGGUCUCGCCGGUGUCGGUACGUCCAUCGUGAACGGUACGGCUGUCAACGCGACCGCUCCGGCAAUCGCAAGCUCUACCAGCUUCUACGGGGCAUGCCCGGUCUCGACUGGCGCAAGCACCAAUAUCACCGCGUCUAGCCACGCCUCCAUCACCCUAGGCCACGUCAUUACCGGGAAGAGUUCGGCCUCUGUCAUCGCUUCUACUGGCGCAGUGACUCCUCCCUCGUCAACCGGCGCGGUGGUUGCCCCGUCCCUCCCUCCCCCUUCCCUCGGCGCGGUGGUUCCACCUUCGUCCCUCGGCGCCGCGCCCCCUCUAUCAUCCACAGGCGAUCUGCCUCCUCCUCCAUCUCCCACGAGUGCAGCAGUGGCCUCGUCAGCUUCGGGCGGUGUACCCCUUUCACAGUCCCUCGGCGCGGCCACCUCUGCCCCAUCGUACGCUACGGCACCCCCUCCCGCAGCUGUAAGCCAAGCGUCCGCUUCCAGAUCGUUCGCGACGGUUCCUGCACCCUCCCAUAGCUCGCAUUCGCGCACGUGUCCCCGGCCCAACCCACAGGUCCCGUUCCGCUUCUGGACCAUCGAUGACGUUGACGCGUGCGAGUUCCCUCCCCUCGACAAGUACCCCGUCGUCGCCUGGCCGCUCGACUCGAGUGGCCAGACCAGGGAAGAUCCCAGUCUCGCACUAUGGUUCGCCCUCAGCAUGGACCAAUGGUUGGACGACCUCUUCACUGGGUGUCCAGCCGCUCUGGACGCAAGGACGGACGAAUCGGAUGGGACGAAGCACGAGGUGUUUUCAAGGGUGCUGGGACGGUUGAUGUUUGGCCAGAAUGAUGGAGCGUUCUCCGAUAUUCAUUGCGACCAGAACAGAUGCGCCUGGAACGCCAACUCGGGCUGGUGCCGCGGGGAUAUGUUCCCUUAUGAGACAAGUCCUUGCAUUGAGAAGUCGACAUGCCCACCAGGUCAUACCAAAACGGAUCUGCUGUUCGUCGAGAAAGUCAGACGCUGGUAUACUAUGCAGGCUCUCGGCAACGUCUGGACCCACAAGAAGUCUGUCGCGGCGGCCAUGCAGCUUGCCACGCCAGCCGUCUCUGGACGGAUGCAGCAGUUUCUGAACGAUUGGGCUGCUACCUAUGUUCCAGGCUACGAGAAACCAACCAUAUCCCCUUUCAGCGCCAUCUUCGGUAUCUUCAAGAGCAUCGCUUCAUUCAUUCCUGUCGCUGGCCCAGCCAUCAGCUCGGCACUGAACGCCGCCGAUCUUAUCUCAGGCUUCAUUGAUCCAUCCGGAAUCCCUGCCAAAGCGGACGAGAAGACAUUGCUCAUCGCCGAGAAUCGCCAGGCGGUCAAAGACGCCAUCGUAGCUUCCGCUAAAGGCAUAGUUGGGGCUGUCACCACGGUGCUCGAGGUCAGUGGCGAGAUUAAGGAAGCUCUGAAAGAUGGAGAAUGGGUACCCGAGAAGUGGGAUCCCGUCUUUCCCAUUGCAGGUGCGGACAUGCAGGCCAAGCUUGCCAGUGUUUUCACCAACAUGGCGAAGGCUAUGAGCCAGGUGUUUGACGAUUCGAUUAACGGCCCUCCCUUGGGACCUAACGGGUUUUUGACCCUAGUCAAGGGCGGUCUCUACAGUACAUCGUCGUCAAAUCCCGACGUCAUGCGGAAAGACAGCCUCGAUGCGUUGAUCCCGACGUAUGUUGCCUUUACCGAAGACAAGUUGCUUCAGGCCGUCAUGCGUUCAUACGGAAUCUUCUUCAUGACAGACACCUUCUCCAACCAAGCGGAUUGCGAGGUCAAGCGGCAGCAGGACCAUGGUGAUUGGGCUGGUUCCUUGUGCUUCCCCUCGACCGACGGUGUCACCUGGAGGUCGCUCACACCAUACCCAUCCAGAUUUGGCUACGAAGAAAGACCACACAAGGACACAGGUCACGAACGUUGGGGUGCCCGGCAGAUCCUCCACCAAAUCUGGCCAUUCAUGACUGCCGUCAAUGUGCGGGACAAGCUCCGGGGCGACCUGUCAAGUAGAGAUCACCCGGCCGACAUUGUCGACAUCUACCAAAAGCUCUCUGCCUGCUCGUGA
Molecule: messenger RNA, 2583 nt
Organism: Dioszegia hungarica
Lineage: Eukaryota; Fungi; Basidiomycota; Tremellomycetes; Tremellales; Bulleribasidiaceae
Exons: 11
Coding region: 1-2583 (860 amino acids)
Source: RefSeq, a predicted model, not a curated record